Molecule: messenger RNA, 4562 nt
Organism: Amphimedon queenslandica
Lineage: Eukaryota; Metazoa; Porifera; Demospongiae; Haplosclerida; Niphatidae
Product: serine/threonine-protein phosphatase 6 regulatory ankyrin repeat subunit B-like
Exons: 34
Coding region: 31-4356 (1441 amino acids)
Biological process (GO): monoatomic ion transmembrane transport
Cellular component (GO): membrane; transmembrane transporter complex
Molecular function (GO): monoatomic ion channel activity; protein binding
Source: RefSeq, a predicted model, not a curated record
AAUGGUCGCACAAAGCUUCACAGAGCUUGUAUGAAUAGUGACUAUGAUAAAGUUGCUGAAUUAUUACAGAAGGGAGGAGUGAAUAUUAUUGCUACUGAUAAAAACAAGAGUACACCACUUCAUCUUGCUUGUACUGCUGGUAAUGAAAGAAUCGUUGAUCUUCUUAUUAAGAAAAGUGCUGAUAGUCUUGCCCCUGCUUCACAAAGAAGUUUUAUCAAUUUAACUGAUGGACAUGAAAACACACCACUUGGUAUUGCCUGUUAUAAAGGACAUACCCAGGUAGCUGAACUGCUAUUGAACCAUGGAGCUGAUAUCAACCACACUAAUAGCCAACAACGUACACCACUUGGUGUUGCCUGUAUAGAAGGACAUACAGAAAUUGUGAAACUGCUACUGAACCAUGGAGCUGAUAUCAAUGCCAUUGAUAUCAAUCAAAAUACUCCACUUGGUAAUGCCAGUAUACCAGGACAUAUGGAAAUAGUUAAACUGUUACUGAAGCAUGGAGCUGAUAUCAAUCACACUGAUAAGGAUCAUGAUACAAUGAUUGGUAUUGCCUGUAUUGGUGGACACACAGAAAUUGUUAAACUAUUACUGGAGCAUGGUGGAGCUGAUAUCAAUCAUGUCAAUAAAUAUAAACGCACACCACUUAUAAUGACCUGUAUAGAAGGACAUACAGAAAUAAUUGAACUGCUACUGAAGCAUGGAGCUAAUCUUAGUGCCACUGAUAGUCACAACGAUACAGCACUUGGUGUUGCCUGCAUUAAAGGAUUUACUCAAGUAGUUGAACUGCUACUGAAGCAGGGAGCUGAUGUCAAACACACAAAUAAAUACAAACGUACACCACUUGUUAUGACCUGUAUAGAAGGACACAUGCAGAUAAUUGAACUACUACUGGAGUAUGGAUCUGAAGUCAAUGUCACUGAUGAUGACAAUGAUACACCACUUGGUGUUGCCUGUAUGAAAGGAUUUGCACAAGUAGUUGAACUGUUACUGAAGCACGGAGCCGAUAUCACCCAUGCUAACAAGCAUAAACGUACACCACUUGUUAUGGCUUGUUUGGAAGGACAUACAGGAAUAGUUGAAGUACUACUGAAGCAUGGGGCUGAUAUCAAUGUCACUGAUAAGCAUAAACGUACACCACUUGUUAUGACCUGUAUAGAAGGGCACGUGCAAAUAAUUGAACUACUACUAAAGUAUGGAUCUGAUGUCAAUUUCACUGAUGAUGACAAUGAUACACCACUUGGUAUUGCCUGUAUAAAAGGAUUUACACAAGUAGUUGAACUGCUACUGAAGCAUGGAGCUGAUAUCACUCACAUUAAUAAGCAUAAACGUACACCACUUGGUAUGACCUGUAUAGAAGGACAUGAACAAAUAGUUGACCUACUACUGAAGCAUGGAGCUAAAACCGAUGUCACUGACAAUAAUGGGAAUACACCACUUGGUAAUGCCAGUAUACCAGGGCAUACAAAAGUUGUUGAACUGCUACUGAAGCAUGGUGGGGCUGAUAUCAAUCACAAAAACAAACAAGAACGUACACCACUUAGUGUGGCCUGUAUUGAAGGACAUACAGAAGUAGUUCAAUUGCUACUGGAGCAUAAAGCUGAUGUCAAUGUCACUGAUAAUAAUAGGAACACACCACUUGGUAAUGCCAGUAUACCAGGACAUGCAGAAAUUGUUAAAUUGCUACUACAGCGUGGUGUAACUGAUAUGAAUCACAAAAAUAAGAAUGACCGCACACCACUUGGUAUGGCCUGUAUGGAAGGACACCCGCAAGUUGUUGAAUUGCUACUGAAGCAUGGAGCUGACAUCAGUGUCACUGAUGAUAAUAAGAAUACACCACUUGGUAAUGCCAGUGAACCAGGACAUACACAGAUAGUUGAACUGAUACUGAAGCAUGGUGGAGCUGCUAUUGAUCACAAAAAUAGAGAUAAAUGUACACCACUUGUAAUGGCUUGUAUGGAAGGACAUACAAAAGUAGUUGAACUGCUAUUGAAGCAUGGAGCCAAUAUCAAUGCCACUGAUGAUUCCCAUGAUACACCACUUGGUAUUGCCUGUAAGAAAGGGUUUACACAAAUAGUUGAACUGCUACUGAAGCAUGAUGGAGCUGAUAACAAUGCUAAUACUAAAAAUCAGCGAACAGUUGAGCAGCAUGGUAAAGCUAAGAUUAAUCACACUAAUGCUAACAAACAAACACCACUUGGUAUUGCCUGUGAAGAAGGACACACACAAAUAGUUGAAAUGCUACUGGAGCAUGGCGAGGCUAAUAUUAAUCACCCUGACAAAGAAAAAAAUACACCACUUGGUAUUGCCUACAACAAAGGGCAUAUAAAAUUAGUUGAACUGUUACUGAAGUAUAAAGCUGAUGUCAAUGUCACCGAUAAAGACGAUAACACAAUCCUUUAUAAUGCAUGUAAAGUAGGACGUGUGCAAGUCAUUGAACUAUUUCUGGCACAGGAUGAUGCUGAUUUUACUAAAUGUGAUAAAAAGGGUCUUAAUCCUCUUGAUAUUGCUGUAGAGAAAGGGCACAAAGAUGCUGCAAUGGCUAUAGUGAAAAGUGACAAGCAUUGGGAGCAAGCACUACGUAAUCUUACUGCUCUGGAUGAAAGUGAUGACAUUGGCAUUCAAAGGAUAUGGUGCUGCAAAAGAAAGAGAAGUUCUAGUGUGGCCUCUGACAAGAGAGAUGAUGUAUCUAAUAAAAGCAAUGAUAGCUCUGAUGACAGUGAUGACAGUUCUGAUAGCGAUGCCACGUCUGUUAGUAAUGAUAUUUCUAUCAACAUCAAAAAUGUCUUAAGGGAUGAAGUUGUUAAUAAAUCUGAAACAAAAUUCACAACACCAUUGAGAAGGAUCAUUAAUAAGAUGCCAGAUGUAGCUAAAGUUAUUUUUGAGAGAUGUUGCAAGACAAAAGCACCACAGGAUCAUCCUAAUCAUGAGAUUACUUUUAAUUAUGAGUUUCUUGAUGAUUUUGAUCAAGAAUGGUCUAAACGAUCAAAAUACUCCAGUCAGAAUCAUUGCCUUAAUAUUCUUGCUAAUUCACAAAGUGCAGACUUGCUGCAGCAUCCACUUGCCACUGCUCUUCUUAAUAAAAAAUGGAGAAAAAUUGGACGAAAAUUCUAUUACUCCAAUUUGACAGUUUACUUUUUGUUUGUCAUUUUAUUGACAUCAUUUGCUCUCGCUCUUCAUUCACCAAAUUCACCCACAUGUAUGGAGGUAUUUGGAAAUGAUACCAACACAUUUAUUGAUUGCUCUCCAGAUGACAACCCUGUACAUCAGAGAUACAUAUCAUUUGCUAGUGUAUGCCUGAUAAUUUAUUCUGCUAUCAUGAUAUUGCGGGAAGUAUUUCAGAUGAUUCAGUUCAGACUGCAGUAUUUCACAAGUUCUGUUAACUUCUUUGAGAUCUUACUAUUCAUCUUGACCAUAAUGUUUGCAUCAGUGCGUAGCAGUGAGUGCUACUGCACUCGUCCAUGGCAGUGGCAGGUUGGAGUGAUUGCAGUAUUCCUCAGUUGGAUUGCACUAAUAUUCUCCAUAAGGAAGCUACCAAUAGUCGGAAUAUACGUGGUCAUGUUUAUCAAAAUUUUCAACAACUUUGUCAAGGUUGUCCUCCUCGCCUUGCUAUUAAUCUUUGCCUUUGCAGUUCCAUUUUACAUGAUGUUUUAUGAUCCUCAAGAUGGAAUAGUUGGAAUUCGUACUCCAUUCAUUACUCCAUGGAGGACAAUUAUGAAAACAGUAAUAAUGACGGAGGGAGAGUAUGAUAUGGAUUCAAUAUUGAGACAGAAUAAUCAAAUGAGCUCACCCGAUAUACAGUAUCCAGUGGUUGCAUUCUCACUGAUAGUUGUGUUUGUGGUCUUAAUGCCCAUACUAUUCCUUAAUCUUUUGACUGGUUUAGCUGUUGGUGACACUCAGGAAAUACAGAAAUCGGCUGAUACUUACAGACUAGUCCUGAGGGUUGAAUUUACUCUGCCUAUUGAAGAAUUUUUAAGGUCGUUACUGCAAAGUCCACGACUGCCAAAGAGAGUUAAGAGGUCAUUGGACUCAUGGAAAAAGAGUUUAAUCAAACCUAUGGAAGCAAGGAAGCCAAACCAGCAAAGCUUUUUUAAACAAAAAAUCGACGAGAUUGUAAAUUCUGUUUCAAUUGAUCAGGAAACUGUUGCUGAUGUUAAGAAUCAAUUGUCUGAGGAAAUAAAGGAACUGCGUCUCGAAGUACGCUGUUCAGUAUCUCAGGAGGUGAAGGACCUUCGCAGUUCAAUGGAUCAAUUGCUAACUAUUGUUAAAAGCAUGAAGAAUGAAAAACAAGGAGGAAAAGGAGGAGGAGCAGGAGAAGUAAGAGAACCGGAAAAGGAGGGACAGCAACAGAAGUAGUUGGGAAGAAGAGUGAACUUUAACUUUGAACAUUUACAUGUAAUUUUAUUUUGUGGAAUGUCUAUAUAGAUAGUUAAUUAGAAUGCUAAGCCCUUUUAUAUUUUUUGUGUCCCCUUUCACUCCCUGUAUUGCUAUCUAGACAUAACUGAUUUUGUACGCUCAUUUUUGGUUUUGCAAUUAGUAGAUAUUUUAUUUGACAGUCAAAA